AUGGUUUCUACUAAAUCCUUCCUUAGUACUUUGCUUUUAGCAUCACUUGGCCUGUCUAGCCCAGUCAACCAAGUCGAGAAGCGGGCUUCUUCUUUCCAGAACACAGUCUAUUUUACCAACUGGGGUAUAUAUGGGCGAAACUACCAGCCCGCGCAGCUCCCAGCCUCGCAAAUCAAUCGAGUUCUCUACUCGUUCGCCAAUCUUCAGUCCGAUGGUACAGUAUACAGUUCAGACUCAUACGCCGAUCUGCAGAAGCACUAUGACACCGAUUCCUGGAACGACGUCGGUAACAAUGCCUACGGUUGUGUCAAACAACUCUACAUGUUGAAGCAAGCCAAUCGACAACUAAAGGUGUCGUUAUCGAUCGGAGGAUGGACGUACUCAACCAAUUUUGCCGCUGCUGCUAGCACCGACACAACUAGAAAGACAUUCGCGUCGACAGCGAUCACUUUGAUGAAAGAUUGGGGGUUUGACGGAAUCGAUAUCGACUGGGAGUAUCCUACUGAUGACACCGAGGCUACCAAUUUUGUCCUUCUCCUCCAGGAGGUUCGGAGUGAACUAGACGCGUAUUCUGCCCAGUACGCUGACAACUACCACUUCCUUCUGACUGCUGCUGUUCCUGCCGGUCCCACCAACUUCAACAUGCUCCACUUAAGCGAUAUGGCAGCUGUCCUCGACGCCUUUAACCUGAUGGCUUAUGACUACGCUGGUUCUUGGGACACUACUUCCGGCCACCAGGCAAACCUGUACCCCAAUUCUAAUGCUCCGCUUACUACUCCCUUCUCAACCGAUGCCGCCAUUGCUGCGUACAUUGCCGGUGGAGUCCCAGCCGAGAAGAUUGUAUUGGGUCUUCCGCUGUAUGGACGUUCGUUUGAAGCUACCGCUGGUAUUGGACAGCCGUACACGGGUAUCGGAACGGGAUCUUGGGAAGCGGGUGUUUGGGAUUACAAAGUGCUGCCUCGCUCUGGAGCUUCGGAGAUAUAUGACGCUGUUGCGGGAGCCACGUAUUCCUACGACAGUUCUGCCCAGGAACUUAUCAGCUACGAUAACGUUGAUAUGGUGAACAAGAAGAUCCAAUACCUCCAGAGCAAGGGCCUUGGUGGCACUAUGUUCUGGGAAGCUUCAGGGGACCGCAACGACAGUGGUAGUUUGAUCGCGACCGCUUUCAACACCCAAGGAGGAGCAGCCUCCCUCGACUCCACGCAAAACCUUCUCAGCUACCCUAACAGCCAGUACGACAACAUCAAGGCCAACCUUCAGUGA
Annulohypoxylon truncatum is the source of this 1263-nucleotide messenger RNA. Its product is annotated as glycoside hydrolase family 18 protein. Gene Ontology annotation, molecular function: chitinase activity; chitin binding. The transcript is spliced from 7 exons. Gene Ontology annotation, cellular component: extracellular region. Lineage: Eukaryota; Fungi; Ascomycota; Sordariomycetes; Xylariales; Hypoxylaceae. The record is from RefSeq and is a predicted model, not a curated record. Bases 1 to 1263 code for a protein of 420 amino acids. Gene Ontology annotation, biological process: chitin catabolic process; carbohydrate metabolic process.